This is a messenger RNA of Drosophila willistoni, 501 nucleotides long. RefSeq names its product larval cuticle protein 1 (gene Lcp1). Gene Ontology annotation, cellular component: chitin-based extracellular matrix. NCBI's taxonomy places the organism in Eukaryota, Metazoa, Arthropoda, Insecta, Diptera, Drosophilidae. The record is from RefSeq and is a predicted model, not a curated record. The transcript has 2 exons. The coding region runs from base 23 to 412 and encodes 129 amino acids. Gene Ontology annotation, molecular function: structural constituent of chitin-based larval cuticle.
AAAUCCAGCAAAUUCAACCAAAAUGUUCAAGUUUGUGAUGAUCUGCGCUAUCUUCGGCAUGGCCGUCGCCCUCAGUCCCGGACAUGUCUCAAGCCGCGGCGAAGAUGUUCACGCUGAGGUCAAGUCCGAGCACAGCGAUGUUCGUGCCGAUGGCUUCGAUUCUGAUCUGUUGGUGUCCAACAGCAUUCAGCAAGCUGCAUCAGGUGAUGAGCAUGGCAACAUUCACGGCAGCUUCAGCUGGGUCUCACCCGAAGGCGAACAUGUUGAGAUCAAGUAUGUGGCCGAUGAGCACGGUUACCAGCCAUCCGGAGCCGUCCUGCCCACACCACCACCAAUUCCAGUAGAGAUCGCCCGCGCCCUGGCCUGGUUGGAGGCCCAUCCUCAGCACCAGGAGCCGUCUCAUCAUCAUUAAGAUGAUUCUAACUAACAAAACGACUCAAGAAUCGCACCACGGACUGUUCUCUUACCUCCACUCUAGAAAUUUUAGUCUCUUAAGUUUAA